Molecule: messenger RNA, 1167 nt
Organism: Brenthis ino (lesser marbled fritillary)
Lineage: Eukaryota; Metazoa; Arthropoda; Insecta; Lepidoptera; Nymphalidae
Source: the annotation of a GenBank genome assembly
AUGGCCGCGGGCGACGUCACCCGCCGCGCCUCUAUCACCGCACCCUCCAUGCACCGUCGACCCUCUGCUAGACGAGGGUCGCUUAUCAAAAAUCCCCAAUCAACGUCACAAGAGGUGCCAUGGGAUAUAAUAGACCGUUGUGCGCUUCCAAUCGUGCUGUGCCACGCGCUAGCUGUAGUUCUUUCAGCAAUACUCAACGCUCUACAUAUUAGCCAAGUUUCGGUGUUCACACUCUUCCUCUGGUUCUCAAUUUCUGUCACUGGAUCACUUUGGUUCUACCACAACCUUCAGGUAACAGCAGCAGGCAAAGCGGUGCUAGUGACAGGAUGCGACAACGUAUUAGGAAAUGCUUUAGCCAGAAGACUCGACGAUUUGGGAUAUCAUGUAUUUGCCGGCUUUCAAAGUAAAGCCGGAAACAUAGACGCGGACAUGCUAAAAGAAGACUGUUCAGGCAGGCUACACACUUUACAACUUGACAUCACGUCUGAAACUCAGAUACUGUCGGCAUCUUUGUAUAUCGUUGAUCAUCUGCCAGAGGGCGCUCAAGGUUUGUGGGCGAUCGUCAACUGCGAGUCGUGGUGUGCGCUGGGUGAAUUAGAGUGGGUACCAUUCUCCGUAAUACGCCGAGCGAUGGAUGUGAACCUUUUGGGACCGGCUCGUCUAGUCCAAGUAAUGCUACCACUGGUGCGUCGGGCGAGAGGACGCGUAGUCCUGGCGUCGUCUAUAUUGACCCACGUCGCUGCACCGGUAAGAGGCGUGCACGCGGCGUCGCUUGCCGCUCUCGACGCACUUGCCGCCUGUCUACGGCGGGAACUCAAACCAAGAGGAGUAGAUGUUGUGGUUGUCGCAGCUGGCGAGUACACAACGGGUAGCGCGUGGUUGUCGGAGGAAAAACUUCUAGAACAAGCGCGUGAUAUGUGGAAGCGGCUUAGCGACGAACAAAAGGGUGCCUACGGAGAAGACUACUUCGAGCAGGCACUACGAAGCUUGGAAAAAUACACUAAAAGCCCAGAUGCUGAUCUCACAGCAGUGACGCGUUCGCUCAGCGACGGCGUCACCCGCACGUUCCCUCUCGCGCGCUACACACCUGUCUCCCCGCGGGAGAAGCUCAAGUCUCUGUUAGCUGAACAUAUGCCACGCUCACUUUAUGAGGGCCUCUAUACUGAU